Molecule: messenger RNA, 6402 nt
Organism: Ahaetulla prasina
Lineage: Eukaryota; Metazoa; Chordata; Lepidosauria; Squamata; Colubridae
Product: zinc finger protein 91-like
Exons: 13
Coding region: 380-5776 (1798 amino acids)
Biological process (GO): regulation of transcription by RNA polymerase II
Molecular function (GO): RNA polymerase II cis-regulatory region sequence-specific DNA binding; DNA-binding transcription factor activity, RNA polymerase II-specific
Source: RefSeq, a predicted model, not a curated record
AAGGUUGGAGAUCCCUGCUGUGAAAGGUGGUGGGGAAGGAAGGGAGCGAGGAAAGUCAGGCUGAGCUCCGUCUGGUUCAGCCCAGCGUUGCUUUUUCCUUGCAAUUCCCAGGAGGUCCCUGGUUGCAGACGCCCCGCGGGGCUUGCAAAGCCUUCCUGGAAGGAAGCCACCCCACCCGAGCCAGCCUGGGACUGAUCUAUCCCCCCACCCCACCCUGUGACCUCCUUUCCCACCCUGGGGAGGGGUCCUGGCUGGCUGGUGGGGACUCUGUCCUGCAGGAAGGAAGAUUCCAGUGCUUGAAAACUUUUAAAGCAUUUAUUUAUUUUGCUCCCUGGGAGGAUUCUUAUCGUUGGAGGAUCAAAGUCCCACAUCUCUCAAAAUGGAUCACGGUGGCUCUUCUUGCCAUUCUGCUCCUCUGACCGAAAGUCCUUUUGCAAAUCCAGGACAGACUUUGGAUGGGGGUGACCCACCGUCUCGGUACACCCCAAAAACUGCUUCACGAGACCCAGAAGGAAAUGGAUCCCGUGUUGUCUUGCUUGGGUCUACUGAGAAGUUCUGGAGAAGAACGAGGAAGGACAACGUCCUGCAAGGAGAAACCACCAGACGGGCUGGAGAACAUCCACUUUGCUGGGAAUUCUUCUACAAAGAAACGGAGGCACCUCGAGAACUUUGUACUCGGUUAUACCGUCUUUAUCGUCAAUGGCUGAAGCCAGAAAAACACACAAAAACUCAGAUGCUGGACUUGGUGGUCCUGGAGCAGUUCCUGGCCGUCCUGCCCCCAAAGAUGGAGAGCUGGGUGCGAGAGUGUGGAGCGGAGACCAGCUCCCAGGCGGUGGCCCUCGCGGAAGGUUUCCUCCUGAGCCAGGAAGAGGAGAAGAAGCAGGGAGAGAUGCAGGUUCAGGAUCUCUUCAUGGAAGUGGAUGCUCAAAACCCGCAAGCACACAGAGACAUGUCAGCUCUCUCUCAGGAACUGGCCUUCGGAGGGAUCUCCCAAGAAGAUCCAGCUCAGAUCACAUCCGAAAAGAAUGGAGCAACCCUGAGGUUUCCUGCAGAAACACCUUUGCUUUGUGGUGGAACUGAAACGGCUGUUGUCAUUCCAACUCAGAAUCAUAUGUUAUUUGAAGAUAUAGCCGUAUCUUUUUCUGAAGAGGAGUGGGCCCUGCUGAAUCCUGACCAGAAAUUGCUCUACAGGGAGAUCACGUUGGAAAAUGCAAGGAACGUGACCUGCAUAGGCGAAAGGUGGGAGAACGAGGACUCUAAGAAGGAGAUGAUAGAGCACUCGCCAACAGUCAACAAUGAAAUUGGAGAAAGGAUGUUCCAAUGUCAAUGGGGAUUCCAAAGUCCUGAGGAAAACCAGCUAAACGGAAAACCAGAGAAAGCCCUCAGUUUUCAUUGUGCAGAUAACGAUCUGCUCCUGACAGAAAAAAAUCACCAAGAAGCCGGAAUAUGUCCAGGGUGUGGAAAAAUAUUAAAGGAGGAACCAGGAUUGUGUGGAUAUUGCAGAAGACAUCCUGUCGACGCACAACAUGUAAAUAGCGAAUGGGCCUUUCCUCAUACUUUAAAUCAAAAUUUAUCGCUUGGGGAGAAAUUCUAUAAAUAUGUGGAAUGCGGAGAGAGCUUCAGCCAGAGUAGCCAUCUCAGUAGCCAUCAAAAGAGUCACGUCUGGGAGAGUCUAUAUCAAUGCAUGGAUUGUGGGAAGAGCUUCCUUCAGAAAAGUCACCUUAUGACCCAUGAAAGGAUCCACCAAGGAGAGAAACCACAUCCAGGCUUGGAGUGUGGAAAGAGCUUCAUUAAGAGACAUUCCCUGACUUCCCACACUGGGGAGAAACCCUAUCAAUGUGCAGAGUGUGGGAAGUUCUUCUCUCGGAGAAGCAACCUUGCUGCCCAUAAGAGGAUCCACACAGGGGAGAAACCGUAUCAGUGCCUGGAGUGUGGGAAGCGCUUCGGCGAAGUAAGGCACCUCACUUCCCACAAGAGGAUCCACACAGGGGAGAAACCGUAUCAGUGCCUGGAGUGCGGGAAGCACUUCAGCGAUGUAAGUCGCCUCACUUCCCAUAAAAGGAUCCAUACCGGAGAGAAGCCAUAUAAAUGUAUGGAGUGUGGGAAGAGUUUUAGCGUGAGCUGUUCCCUUAAAUCCCAUAAAAGGACCCACACUGGGGAGAAGCCAUACAAAUGUACGGAAUGUGGAAAGGGCUUCAUUAAGAGAAGUUUCCUGACUUCCCAUACGAGAAUCCAUACUGGGGAGAAACCCUAUCAAUGUGCGGAGUGUGGGAAAUGCUUCUCUCAGCGAAGCAACCUUGCUUCCCAUAAGAGGAUCCACACAGGGGAGAAACCGUAUCACUGCCAGGAGUGCGGGAAGUGCUUCAGCGAAUUAAGUCACCUCACUUCCCAUAAGAGGAUCCAUACAGGGGAGAAACCAUAUCAGUGCCUGGAGUGCGGGAAGUGCUUCAGCGAUUUAAGUUGCCUCACUUCCCAUAAAAGGAUCCAUACCGGAGAGAAGCCAUAUAAAUGUAUGGAGUGUGGGAAGAGUUUUAGCGUGAGCUGUUCCCUUACAACCCAUAAAAGGAUCCACACGGGGGAGAAGCCAUACAAAUGUACGGAAUGUGGUAAGAGCUUCAUUAAAAGAAGUUCCCUGACUUCCCACACAAGAAUCCACACUGGGGAGAAACCCUACCAAUGUGCGGAGUGUGGGAAAUGCUUCUCUCAGAGAAGCAAUCUUGCUUCCCAUAAGAGGACCCACACAGGGGAAAAACCGUAUCAGUGCCUGGAAUGCGGAAAGAGCUUCAGCGAUGCAAGUUACCUCUCUUCCCAUAAGAGGAUCCACACAGGGGAGAAGCCAUAUCAAUGUAUGGAAUGUGGAAAGACCUUCACUGUAAGCAGUUCCCUUAGUUCUCAUAAAAGGAUCCACACGGGGGAGAAACCAUACAACUGUGUGGAUUGUGGAAAGAGCUUUCGAAAGAGUAGUUCUGUGACUUCCCACAGAAGGAUCCACACGGGAGAAACCAUGAGUGCACUGACAAUGGACAGAAUUUCAGAGACCCCAGUUCUGAGAUUGGAAAACAACAACACAAAAGCCUCUGAGGCAUCUUGCGAACCUUCGGAAAAGAACCGUUGGAAGGGGCGGGGCUACGAUUUCCCGCCUGUCUGUGAGGAAGAAGAACCGAAUGACAAAGACGUUCUCCUCUUCUGCCCCGAGGGAUCCCUUUUGCCCCCGACCACAAACGCAAAACUAGAGCGAGAACCGAUUUCGGAAUCUGAAAUGCAACAGAUCGCGGGCUGGGUGGGCGAAGAGUCGCUCGCUUCGCGUAACUGGCAGGCGGGAUCCACGAGGGGGCGCUGUACGAAGAGGGGGGAAGCCAGGAAGAGGGGAUCCACGAGGGGGCGCUACCCUUCCCUUCCCAGCCGAGCGGAGAAGGAGAAGCCGCGAGUCUUCGCAGAAGGGGGACGGGCCAUUCACUCGGAGGCCUUCUCUAGGAACAAUACCUUUUUCUCUUUAACCCUUAAGAUUGCCCGCAGAAGAGUGCGCAGGCGCGAACCUGCUCGCCAACUCCCAGGCGAGGGCAGAGAACUUUUAAAGCAUUUAUUAACUUUUAUUUGCUCUGUGGGAGGAUUCUUAUCGUUUGAGGAUCAAAGUCCCACAUCUCCCGAAAUGGCUCACGGUGGCUCUUCUUGCCAUUCUGCUCCCCUGACUGAAAGUCCUUUUGCAAAUCCAGGAGAGACUUUGGAUGGAUGUGACCCAGCAUCUCGGUACACCCCAAAAACCGGCUCACGAGACCCAGAAGGAAAUGGAUCCCGUGUUGUCUUGCUUGGGUCUACUGAGAAGUUCUGUAGAAGAACGAGAAAGGACAACGUCCUGCAAGGAGAAACCACCAGACGGGCUGGAGAACAUCCACUUUGCCAGGAGUUCUCCUACAAAGAAACCGAGGCACCUCGAGAACUUUGCACUCGCUUAUACCGUCUUUAUCGUCAAUGGCUGAAGCCAGAAAAACACACGAAAACUCAGAUGCUGGACUUGGUGGUCCUGGAGCAGUUCCUGGCCGUCCUGCCCCCAAAGAUGGAGAGCUGGCUGCGAGAGUGUGGAGCAGAGACCAGCUCCCAGGCGGUGGCCCUCGCGGAAGGUUUUCUCCUGAGCCAGGAAGAGGAGAAGAAGCAGGGAGAGAGGCAGGUUCAGGAUCUCUUCAUGGAAGUGGAUGCUCAAAACCCACAAGCACACAGAGACAUGUCAUCUCUCUCUCAGGAACUGGCCUUCGGAGGGAUCUCCCAAGAAGAUCCAGCUCAGAUCACAUCCGAAAGGAAUGGAGCAACCCUGAGGUUUCCUGCAGAAACACCUUUGCUUUGUGGUGGAACUGAAACAGCUGUUGUCAUUCCAACUCAGAAUCAUAUGUCAUUUGAAGAUAUAGCCGUAUUUUUUUCUGAAGAGGAGUGGGCCCUGCUGAAUCCUGAUCAGAAAUUGUUGUACAGGGAGAUCACAUUGGAAAAUGCAAGGAACAUGACCUGCAUAGGUGAAAGGUGGGAGAAUGAGGACUCUAAGAAGGAAAUGGUAAAGUACUUGCCAGCAGUCAACAAUGAAAUUACAGAAAGCAUGUUUCGAUGUCAACGGGGCGCCCAAAGUCCUGAGGAAAACCAGCUAAAUGGGAAGCCAGAGAAAGCCCUCGCUUUUCAUCAUGCAGAUAACAAUGCGCUCCUGGCUGAAAAAACCGGAAUGUGUCCAGGGUGUGGAAAAAUAUUGAAGGAGGAAUCAGGAUUGUGUGAAUAUUGCAGAAGGCACCCUGUGGAGGCACAACAUGAAAAUAGAGAAGGGGACUUUCCUCUUACUUUAAAUCAAAAUAUAUCGCUUGGGAAGAAAUUAUAUAAAUGUGUGGAAUGCAGAGAGAGCUUCAGCCAGAGUAGCCAUCUCAGUAACCAUCAAAAGAGUCACGUCCGGGAGAAUCCGUAUCAAUACAUGGAUUGUGGGAAGAGCUUCCAUCAGAAAAGUCACCUUAUGACCCAUGAAAGGAUCCACCGAGGAGAGAAACCACAUCCAUGCUUGGAGUGUGGAAAGAGCUUCAUUAAGAGAAGUUACCUGACUUCCCACAUGAGAAUCCACAGUGGGGAGAAACCCUAUCAAUGUGCGGAGUGUGGGAAGGGCUUUUCUCAGAGGGGCCACCUUGCUUCCCAUAAGAGGAUCCACACAGGGGAGAAACCGUAUCAGUGCCUGGAGUGCGGGAAGUGCUUCAGCGAUGUAAGUCACCUCACUUCCCAUAAAAGGAUCCACACAGGAGAGAAGCCAUAUAAAUGUAUGGAGUGUGGGAAGAGUUUUAGCGUGAGCUGUUCCCUGACAUCUCAUAUGAGGAUCCACCGAGGAGAGAAACCCUAUCAAUGUGUGGAGUGUGGGAAGCGCUUCAGUCACAGCAGUUACCUGAGUUCCCACAGGAGAAGCCAUAGAGGAGAGAAACCCUAUCAAUGUAUGGAAUGUGGGAAGCGCUUCUGUCGCAAAAGCCGCCUUACUUCCCAUAAGAGGAUCCACACAGGGGAGAAACCGUAUCAAUGCCUGGAGUGCGGAAAGAGCUUCAGUGAUGCAGGUUACCUCACUUCCCAUAAAAGGAUCCACACAGGAGAGAAGCCGUAUCAGUGUCUGGAAUGUGGGAAGAGUUUUAGUGUAAGCAGUUCCCUUACAUCCCAUAAAAGGACCCACACGGGGGAGAAGCCAUAUAAAUGUACAGAAUGUGGAAAGAGCUUCACUGUAAGCAGUUCCCUUAGUUCUCAUAAAAGGAUCCACACGGGUACAACUGUAUAGAAUGUGGAAAGAGCUUUAGAAAGAGUAGUUCUGUGACUUCUCACAGAAGGAUCCACAUAGGAGAAACCAUAUAAGCGCAUGGAUUGUGGAGAGAACUUCAGAGAUAAUAAAAUGCCAGGUCCUGACGAGUUACCAUCCAAAUUGUAUAAAGUAAUACAAGAGUCCUUGUGAGAAGUACUAAUAGAGGUAUAUAAUGCGGUAUUAAAAGAAGCAAAGGCACCAGCCUCAUGGGCGGAGGCAAAUAUUACUUUAAUUCCAAAGGAGAAUACUAACUUAACAUUAAUCCAGAAUUAUAGACCGAUAUCUUUUACCUAAGAUGGCGCCGACGAAGGCUGCCUCGGUGAAAUGCUCUCUAAUUGUUUCUUUAUUUCUAAUUGUUCUCUGUGACUCACUACGGAUUUCCUACUCACAAGACCAUCUGCUAAAAAUUAAGGAACAUUUCUUUAAGGAGCAGCUUUCUUUAAUCUCACCCCCGCCUGUCUUUACAAACACGGAGGAGAUUCUAACACAGGAGGAGGCAAUUCCCACGGAGCCAUGGAUUACUAAAAAAACCAAACGACGGAAACGAAGGAAACGAGGUAAACGAUCUGGGAUCUUAAUCAAGCUAAGAACUCGCACUAAAACUC